This is a messenger RNA of Amphiprion ocellaris (clown anemonefish), 2188 nucleotides long. It is a transcript of the gene nsrp1, whose product is annotated as nuclear speckle splicing regulatory protein 1. Gene Ontology annotation, biological process: regulation of alternative mRNA splicing, via spliceosome. The coding region runs from base 37 to 1473 and encodes 478 amino acids. Lineage: Eukaryota; Metazoa; Chordata; Actinopteri; Pomacentridae. The transcript is spliced from 7 exons. The record is from RefSeq and is a predicted model, not a curated record.
GAAUCUGCUGCUCUCGUUCACAGUCAGCAGAGCAAGAUGGCGGUCCCUACAAAACAGUACGGGCUGAUCUUGCCACAGAAGAAGGGAGCAUCAAAAACUGCGGCCUUGCAGAAACCGUCAGUGUUUGGGGAUGACUCAGAUGAUGAGACCUCGGUUGGGGAAAGUCUGCAGAGAGAAGCUAUCAAAAAGAAGAUGAUGAAGCAGACACGUUUGGAAAUGCAGAAGGCCCUGGAACAGGACAGCACCGUAUAUGACUAUGAUGCUGUGUACGAUGAUAUCCAAAAACAGAGACUUGAAGGCAACAAAAAGAUUCUGGGAGGAGCUGACAAAAGGCCUAAAUAUAUACACCAGUUAAUGAAAGCAGUCGAGGACCGAAAGAAAGAACAAGAACGAAGAGAAGAGAGGAAGAUUCAGAAGGAGAGGGAGGCAGAGGGAGAGCAGUUUGCUGAUAAAGAAGCUUACGUUACCUCCGCCUAUAGACAAAAACUGCAGGAGCAGAAAGAGGAGGAGGAGCGAGAGAAGAGACAGGCAGCGAUGGAAGCUGCUCUGGACGUGAAGAAACAGAGAGACUUGAGUGGCUUCUACCGGCACCUGCUGAAUCAGACUGUAGGAGAGGAAGCAAUACCAGAUCACUCAGCAAACAGAACUGAAACCUCAGUGGUUUCAAAAGACACAGAAAGGACUUCACCUCUUCCCUCACCUACGUCCCACGACAACAUCCCAAGUUCGUGUAGCGACAGUGAGGAGGGACAUGAGCAGAAGUCUGGGUUUAGUAAGCCUGGCGGCGCCUCGACACAUUCAAAACGCCAAUACAGACAGAGGUCGCCUUCAUCGGGGAGCGGAGAAGAUAAGGAGAAGGAAAGAGAGAGGGAGAGAGACAGACAUAAGAAGAGCCACAGAGACCAAGAAAGAGACAGAGGAAGGGACAGAGAUCGAGAAAGAGACAGAAACCGAGACAGGGGAAGGGAAAGGGAUGAUAGACAUUCAGAAAGAAGAAGUGACAGGGAUAGAAGGAAAGACAGAGAUAGAGACAGAGGCAGAGAAGAUGACAGAGGUAGAGGCAGGGGGGAUUCAGAGAGGGAAGAAAGAUAUGGGAGGAGGGAGAGGAGCCCCAAAGACAGAGAACGGGAUAAGAAUGGGGAAAGAGAGAAGAGGAAGUAUCCAGAUGAAGACAAGCGGAAGGACAGACAUCUGGAAGAAGAGAGGGAACGAAGGAAGGAGCAAGAGAAGGAGAAGGCAGUGAGGAGGGAAGAAAAAGAUCCAGAAAAGAAGGAAGCAGUCGGUGAACACACAGAGGAAAAAGAAUAUAAACAGAAAAAGGAAGGUGAGGAGAAAGAGGAAACGGAGGAGAAGGCGAGCAAGUUUGCAAAGCGCAGCACGGAUAACACUGUUAGUUCGGCCAGAGAGAGGUACAUGGCCAGACAGAUGGCACGCUCGGCAUGUAAGAGCUACAUCGAGAGGGAGGAGGACUGAGAGCUGUGCAGCGUAUGAUGAAAACACCUCAAAAUUGCACUCAACCUUUAUCUCAAUUUAGAGGAUAAGAUUAUUAUCAUGAUUUUAUAUUUUGUUUUCUAAAAAAUCCCUCAAAGAGACAGUUUCUUUUACCAUACUUUCCAACAUGCUUGCCUUAGAGAAAAUUGUGCAUUUGUUGUGGAUUAUUUUACACAUUUGGUGCACCAGUUGACAGCACUAGAACAGUUUGGAUUAAUAUAUCAUUAACUACAAUGUUCAUCUUCAUUAUAAUGAAAGAGCAUGUCCUCCUCUGCAGCAGUGUGGCUGAUUGAUUUCUGGACAAAAGUAGAUGAAUAAACUUACAAAACUUGUUAUACUUACAGUUAAUUGUUGAUUUAAGACUUUUCAUUGUAGAACAAUAAACGUUUAGAGCAUUGCCAACCUUGUCCUGUAGCCACUGACUGACAGCAGAGAGUGCUCAUGCUCCUUUUGUGUGGAUUUUUGAUUUAUUGUACAGAAAUAAGAAUCCUGGCCUGUAAAUAUGAGAGUUUUGCCAGAGAGCCCCUUGUAUCAUCACACAGGAAUGACCAUAAAUGCGUAAUUUUAUCUUAUUGCUUAGUUGAGAAGAAGGAUGAGUGUGGAAUGACUUGUGAACUAGUGAUGUUGUGUUUAUUCACCUUUUGUAUCUGUCUGAUGUAGUCAAUGGAGAGUUAAUAAAAAUGAUUUCUGGUCCACA